Molecule: messenger RNA, 1044 nt
Organism: Meloidogyne enterolobii
Lineage: Eukaryota; Metazoa; Nematoda; Chromadorea; Rhabditida; Meloidogynidae
Source: the annotation of a GenBank genome assembly
UUUUGGGAAUUUUCUUUUUGGGUUGUGUGUUGCUUGCAAUUUUCUACUGGCUCAGGCAAAAUCGCUUGUCAAAAAAUCAGCUUGAUCAGCAUCACUCUCGUUUCAAUCAUAUAAAUUCUAGGCAUACAUCUCCAGUGUUAGAAAAUAAUUCCUCUUCUGUAUCCUUGUCCCCGGGUAAAUUAAAAAAUACAAAUAAAAUUAUGAGAUAUUCUAGCAUGCGAGGAGUAUGGUGUUGAUCACUUACAAGAGUUGCGGAACCAUGUCGCUAACAACAACAAACCAACCGCUUUUGGGAUAACAAAUGAGUAAUAAUUAUCGUUAUAUAUUAUAGAAUUACCGUAAUAACUAAUAUAAUUCUCACAUGAAGGCAUUUCGACCGUCUUGAUUUUGGUUCUUUACGAAAAUUACAAAAUCAGACGACUGUCCUUAUAAGAAAAAAACAACAGCAACUUUCUUCAUCUUCUUCGAAUUUCAGGAGUGGAUGCAUAACUGAGGGAACAAUUUCGAGAGGAGGUAAAUUAUAAAUAAUGCCAUAUACAUAAUAGAGUUUAUUUUGUAUAGUUUUGACAAUAAACACUGCAAAUGAUAAAUACAGCAACAAUAAUUUGAAUUCUGACGAUGAACUUAUAUGGAAUGAGAAUGGAUUGCAAAAAAGGGAGUAAUAACAAUAAUGCUAUCAAUGCUGAUUUAAAUGCUGCAGCAGCUUGCCGGUCAAUUACGGAAAUUUAUCGUUCAGCUGAAAUGAAAUUAAAAAAUAUGAUGCCAAACGAGCAAAAUACUCCAAGGAAAACAGAAUUUAAAAGUAAUUCGAAUUUCUAUCGAAACAAAAUUUUUGAUCACAUAUUUGAUAAAUCUGUAGGUGAAUAUUCCAUCCCAGCAUCAAAACAACAUAAUUUUGAUGAAAAAUACAAGGAAGUGUUAACUGGAUGUGUCAAUAAAAUUCGUGGUUAUGGCACAAGAAAAUUGACAGAACAAGAAAUGCUGAGAUGGCGACAGCUAGUCAAAAAUGAUCAAAAUUUUCAGGCAAAUUUAUUACUUGAUUGA